UCAAACCCUCCGAAAUCACCUGAUCCCUUGUUGACUGAGUGUUGUGGCUUGCUCCUUUCGCUCACCGUUGGGCUCAACUGUUUAUCUCGGCGGGGUUCCUGGAGAUCCCCCAAAAUUUCCAAUCCGACCUGGAGAAAACACCAAUCCACCCUCCUAUGUCAUAAAGCGUCUAGCAUCAGCUUCCCCACUUUCGAGUCCCUCUGAUGCUCUCAACGGUCGUCUAAAUCAUUAAUCCACUUGCAACGUCUCUCUCGACAGAUACAGACCCAUCCUUUCCCACCGAUCCCUCAGUCCAAUGUCUGCUCUUCCUUCCGCAGUCACCGCCUUGUCCGCCCCGGGCAAGGUUCUCCUCACCGGUGGCUACCUCGUUCUCGACCGCAAGUACACAGGCACGGUGUUCGCCCUCGACGCAAGGAUCCAUAUCGUGGUACAGCAACUGAGACGCGGCCACCGCAGAGGAGCAUCUGGGUCAGGAAAACCCGGAGAUAGCGCACCGACUGGAACAGCGGAGGAGGGCACUGCUGUGGAUGAUAAGGACAAUGAGGAUAUCGUCGUGGUCCGCUCGCCACAGUUUAUUGAUGCGCUGUGGGAGUAUAGCAUCCAGCGUUGUGAGAACGGUGGCGGCAUCAAAGUGAUUCAGAAGAACGAGGGACGGCACAACCCGUUCGUCGAGACCUCCCUCAACUACGCCUUGACUUACAUCAGCUACGUCGCCGACUCCAAGGAUUUCGGGUCGUUGUCGAUCACCAUUCUUGCGGAUAAUGACUACUACUCCGAGACUGCUUUCUCCAAGGCGUCUGAAAUGCAGUAUGCGGGGCGAUUUGUGAACUUUGGCGUUCCUCUCCACGAGGCGCAUAAGACGGGUCUUGGCUCUUCUGCGGCUUUGGUCACAUCCCUGGUGUCUGCUCUGGUUAUCCAUCGGACAAUGCAGCCGGAUGACCUUGGUGCUGCCCGGGACAAGCUGCAUAACCUGGCGCAAGCAGCCCACUGUGCGGCCCAAGGAAAGGUGGGAUCCGGUUUCGAUGUUGCCGCUGCGAUCUACGGUUCUUGUCUCUACCGGCGAUUCUCCCCUAGUAUCCUGGAGUCUGUGGGCGAUGUCGCGACUCCUGGAUUCGAGGAGCGACUGUUUGCUAUCGUAGAGGACGUCAACCCCCAACAUCCCUGGGACACGGAAUGUCUGGAUUUCGGCAUGCAGCUGCCCCGAGGCAUGCAGAUGGUUCUGUGUGAUGUGGAGUGUGGCUCUCAGACUCCAUCCAUGGUGAAGAAGGUGCUGGAGUGGCGGAAGCAGAACCCCCAGGAGGCCGAAUUGCUCUGGACGGCCCUCCAAUCUAACAACGAGAGACUUUGCCUCGAGCUGAAGCAGCUGGCCCAGAACCCCAACCAUGAACAAGCCAAUGACUUCAGUGACGUCCGCCGCCUGAUCCAGCGCUCGCGCAACCACAUCCGCAGCAUGACCCAGAAGACGGGCGUGCCCAUCGAGCCCAAGGUACAAACCGAACUGCUGGACGUCGUCUCCGAUAUCGAAGGUGUCGUCGGUGGCGUGGUCCCUGGCGCUGGUGGAUACGAUGCCAUUGCCCUACUGAUCCGCGACGACGGCGAGGUGAUCCAGAAACUGAACGACCUCUUCGAGACCUGGGAGAGUAAGGUGGAAGACGACUUCGGUGGCAAGAUCGGCCAGGUGCGUCUUCUAGGCGUGCGGCACGGAUCCGCCGGAGUGAAGAAUGAACCGCUGGACCAGUACUCUGGCUGGGUAUGAACCAUUCUUUAGGCAUGAAACUCGGCAUCGCCCCGAGGACUCAACGGACGACUUAAGGUAUAAUUGCAUACUGAUUCGGAUUCUCGAUUUGACUCGGUUUCAACCACCCGUCGAUCGUGUCGACUUUCUCUUCUUUGCAUGCGGGCACAUAUUCAAUUAACGACAGGAUGACAUAAUGACGAGCAUAUUGCAUGUUUUAGAAUAGCAUAAUCUAUCAAUCCAAUCCAUUAACCACUC
This is a messenger RNA of Aspergillus steynii IBT 23096, 1993 nucleotides long. It is a transcript of the gene erg8, whose product is annotated as phosphomevalonate kinase. Lineage: Eukaryota; Fungi; Ascomycota; Eurotiomycetes; Eurotiales; Aspergillaceae. Bases 296 to 1756 code for a protein of 486 amino acids. The transcript is spliced from 3 exons. Gene Ontology annotation, molecular function: phosphomevalonate kinase activity; ATP binding. Gene Ontology annotation, cellular component: peroxisome. The record is from RefSeq and is a predicted model, not a curated record. Gene Ontology annotation, biological process: isopentenyl diphosphate biosynthetic process, mevalonate pathway; ergosterol biosynthetic process.